AUCCUAGCAGACCACAGUUCAUGAUGUCGAGAUACGGCAAAUCACACAAAGUCUUUAUUCGUGGCUGGGAGUGUUUGAGCUCGAUGGUGGGCGAGAUUGCCUAGUGAUACGUCGGCAUAGUAAACUAUGGUUUGGGAUGAGUGAAAAUCACAUCCACGUCAAACGGCACGUAGCAUCGCUGUGGUGAUGCAAGGCACCAUUCAGAUUGCCUGAAGGACCCUGAGACCCCUUUCAAUGUCGGGGUGACAGCUUAAGGGUGAUGUCAUGUCGAAAGCUUUCGAAGCUUCACAAGGCUGGAGUGAGAUUGAAGCAUCUCGAAACGUUCUGACACUAGAUCUACAUCAACAUUUGACGAUUCUGUUAAUACUGCCACUAAACUACCUCGCGUUUAAGUGAAGUAUUUCAUCAUGCCGUUGGGUAUAAUCACUUCCAUCGCAGCGUGUCCUGCCAUUAUCGGCACCACGGAAGCCGUCCAACAAGGCAAGAAGCAGAACUCGAGAGAGAAACAUAGAAGUCGCAAAGCCAACCUCCUCGUCACUUGCCAUGACCCAUCACGCAAAGCACGAGAUAUCCACGGCGGGACUGUCGUCUUACGAAACAACAAGCUCUACUGCACAAACGUAAACCCCAAAUCCAAAUACCUCCCGGACGAAGGCUACGACAACGAAGCCUCGCAAGGCCACCUCUUCGCCGGCUACUUCUUCCCCUACCCCGAGUCCUCCUGGGGCCGCCGCGGCGAAGGCUACGUCUCGACCAUCAUGGACGACCCGCCACAACUAAACUGGAUAUACGUCGACAAGGACACCUACGAAGUCAAAUACGGCCUGAAGAAAGAUACGAUCGGACACCAUGUGGGACCGUGGAACGUGACGCCGAUUGAUCGGCGCCUAAAUCUGGAUGGGUGGGAGGGCUUCACGGUGGUGGAAGAGGAGGAGGGCGUUUGGGCGCUGUAUUUUGAUUGGGAUGAUGAUGGGUUGGAUGGGAAGGUUGGGCUGGAUAAGAGGAUCAUGGAGGUGGAGUUGAGUCGGAAGGAGAUUCGGAUGAUGAAGGGGGAUUGUAUUAUGUGAAGAUAAUCUUGUGCUUUGAGGUUUGGCUGCGACGGAGUUUUGGGCAUUGCAGGCGCGAAGGAAUCGGACUGGCUGGCGGCGUAUGGAAAAUACGCUCAUCUCACUUGAAGAGAAUGGCUUAAAUUGAAUAUUUCGUUGUUGAAUGAUGCUCAAUCUUGAAAUAUUGUUCACCGAAG
Mollisia scopiformis is the source of this 1243-nucleotide messenger RNA. RefSeq lists its product as uncharacterized. NCBI's taxonomy places the organism in Eukaryota, Fungi, Ascomycota, Leotiomycetes, Helotiales, Mollisiaceae. The transcript has 2 exons. The record is from RefSeq and is a predicted model, not a curated record. Bases 408 to 1067 code for a protein of 219 amino acids.